Molecule: messenger RNA, 3177 nt
Organism: Naumovozyma dairenensis CBS 421
Lineage: Eukaryota; Fungi; Ascomycota; Saccharomycetes; Saccharomycetales; Saccharomycetaceae
Gene: PRP22
Product: DEAH-box ATP-dependent RNA helicase PRP22
Exons: 1
Coding region: 1-3177 (1058 amino acids)
Biological process (GO): spliceosomal complex disassembly
Cellular component (GO): intracellular anatomical structure; catalytic step 2 spliceosome
Molecular function (GO): RNA binding; ATP binding
Source: RefSeq, a predicted model, not a curated record
AUGAAUAUAAUAUUACAAACGAAAUCCCUUGAAGAAUUUCGGGAUAAGUUGGAAGAAUUAGAAAGUGGAAUCGGUGAAGAAACUAUCUUCAAGAUCUAUAAUUUAGUCCAUCCAAUGACAGGGGAUUCAAAAAUGACGACCAAUAAUAACAAUAAUCCGUUCCUUAUAGUGGAAAAGAAGGAAGUUAUCCAUAACCCGUUUACUCUACCGGAUCAGAAAGUUGAGUGGAAUGAUUUGACAGACAAUAAAGACAUUCUCCCGCCGAAAUCACAACAACUAGAUAGUUCACCGAGACUUCAUAAAAUUUAUAGAGGUAAAGUUAGAAAGAUCACAACAUUUGGAUGUUUCGUGGAAAUAUUAGGAGUACAAAUGAAAGAUUGUGAUGGCUUGGUUCAUAUCUCUGAAUUAUCUGAUCACAGAGUCAAAGAUCCCUACGAGGUUGUUGGAGAAGGACAGUAUGUGUACGUUAAAGUGAUAAAAAUACAGAGAAAUGGUCGAAUUUCCUUGAGCAUGAAACAUAUUGAUCAGAAAAAUGGUAAGGAAAUGGGUGGAGGUGCAAAUGCAAUUCCUUUAGGGAAAGAACGAGGUAGAGGUCAUGAAAAAUCGAAUCAAAAUAUAGGUCUUGAUAAAAGCAUUAAACGAAGAGCGUUGACAUCUCCAGAAAGAUGGGAAAUUAGACAAUUAAUAUCUAGUGGUGCAGCAUCAAUUGAAGAUUAUCCUGAACUCCAAGAAGAAGAUAAAAAUAAAGCUUUCGAUCCAAACGCCACUGCAGAUGCUGAGGAUGUACGAGAAGACGAACAAGAAGCGGACGAAGUUCAAGUCGAAGCAAAUACAGACGAUACCCCAGAUUUCUUAAAAGGUCAAUUGGAAAAGGGUAAUAAGAGAUAUGAAAUGCCAAAGAUUGUCAAGGUACCGAGAGGCUCUAUGAAUAGAGCUGCUACCUAUGGUUCUAAUACAAUUAAAACUCAUCGAGAAGAAAAGUUAGCCAAGAAGAAAGAAAUUGAACAAGAAAUCCGUAAAAUGAAAGUUUUUGAUGACCCCACUAGUAGUUCCGAAAGGGGCAAAGAAGAAAUCGAUAUGCUACGGAAGCAACUUGUCGUUACAGAAUGGGAAAGAAGUAGAAUGAAGGAACAAAUUUCGUAUGGUAAAAGAACAUCAAUGCCCAUAAGCUCACAGAGAAAAUCUUUGCCAGUGUAUAAAAUGCGUUCUGAACUUGUUGAAGCUGUUCAAAAAAAUCAAUUUUUAGUCAUUGUGGGUGAAACUGGGUCUGGUAAAACGACUCAAAUAACUCAAUACCUAAACGAAGAAGGCUUCAGUAACCAUGGAAUCAUCGGCUGUACACAACCACGUAGAGUUGCGGCAGUAUCCGUGGCCAAAAGAGUUGCAGAAGAGGUUGGAUGUAAAUUAGGUGAAGAAGUUGGUUAUACUAUUAGAUUUGAAGAUAGGACGUCGCGUAAUACACAAAUAAAGUAUAUGACGGACGGUAUGUUACAAAGAGAAUGUCUUUUAGAUUCUAAAAUGUCGAAAUAUUCCGUUAUUAUGCUAGAUGAAGCACAUGAAAGAACUGUGGCAACGGACGUAUUAUUUGCACUUUUGAAGAAAGCAGCAAUCGAGAGACCCGACUUAAGAGUUAUUGUUACUUCAGCUACUUUAAAUUCCGCAAGAUUUUCAGAAUACUUCAAUAAUUGUCCCGUUGUUAAUAUUCCCGGUAAGACUUUCCCUGUUGAAGUACUUUAUUCACAGACUCCACAAAUGGACUACAUAGAAGCAGCAUUAGAAUCAGUGAUGAAUAUUCAUAUAAACGACGGGCCCGGUGAUAUUUUAGUCUUUUUAACAGGUCAAGAAGAAAUUGAUGCAUGUUGUGAGAUGCUUUAUGAACGUGUAAAAACAUUAGGUGAUGCCAUUGAUGAUUUAUUAAUUCUUCCUGUCUACUCAGCAUUACCGAGUGAAAUUCAAUCUAAGAUUUUUGAGCCAACCCCUAAAGGCAGCAGGAAAGUUGUUUUUGCAACGAAUAUUGCUGAAACUUCUAUAACCAUUGAUGGAAUCUUCUAUGUUAUUGAUCCUGGGUUCGCUAAAAUCAAUACAUAUAAUCCUAGAGCGGCCAUGGAACAAUUGAUCGUGUCACCAAUUUCACAGGCACAAGCCAACCAAAGAAAAGGUAGAGCAGGGAGAACAGGUCCGGGGAAAUGUUAUAGAUUAUAUACAGAAACUGCAUUUUACAAUGAAAUGCUACCGAACAGUAUCCCAGAAAUUCAAAGACAAAAUCUUUCGCAUACAAUCCUAAUGUUAAAAGCGAUGGGUAUCAAUGAUCUUUUGAAUUUUGACUUUAUGGAUCCACCUCCGAAAAAUUUGAUGACUUACGCACUAGAUGAACUAUACAAUUUAGAGGCAUUGAAUAAUGAAGGGCUUUUAACCAAGCUUGGUAUGAGGAUGUCUCAAUUUCCUAUGGACCCGACAUUAUCGAGAGCCUUACUUUCGUCUGUCACGAACAAUUGUUCAGAUGAAACUAUAACGAUUAUAGCAAUGCUAUCGGUACAAAAUGUGUUUUCAAGACCAAAGGGGAAGCAACAAGAUGCCGAUAAUAAGAAGGCAAGAUUCCAUCAUCCAUAUGGCGAUCAUUUAACAUUGUUGAAUGUUUACAAUCGAUGGGAGCAAAAUGGAUAUUCAGAUGAAUUUUGUAAUCAAAAUUUCUUACAAGCUAGACAUUUGAAACGGGCUAGAGAUGUUAAGAAUCAAAUAUCAAUGAUUUUCAGAAAAUUAGGAUUACCCUUGGUAAGUUGUCACGGUGAUCCAGAUUUAAUUAGAAGGACUUUAGUUAAUGGAUUUUUCAUGAAUGCUGCAAAAAGGGAUUCACAAGUAGGUUAUAAGACUAUAACUGGAGGUACAGUUGUCGGUAUUCAUCCAUCAAGUUCAUUAUAUGGUAAAGAGUAUGAAUAUGUGAUAUAUCAUAGUUUGGUGUUAACGACGAAGGAAUAUAUGUCUCAAGUUACUAGUAUUGAACCUAGCUGGUUAGUUGAAUUGGCACCUCAUUAUUAUAAGCCUGUAGAUUCCGAAAGUGUUUCGAGGAAGAAAGCUAAAAUCACUCCGUUAUAUAAUAAGUUCUCAAAGGAUCAAAAUUCUUGGAGGUUAAGCUCGAUAAGACAAUCUCGUGAAAGAGCAUUAGGUGUCAAACGAUAA